AUGGACGCUCCCACGGUCCCGAAAACCCACGACGGUCAAGCCUUAGUCGACGCAAUGGGUCAGCUUUUUGGUGAGUGCAAACAGGUCUAUCACUACGGCCUACAACAUUACUUCCGCAGUUACUACAACAUUAUGGACUGGGCUUCUGUUUCGCUCUAUCUUGGCGCCUUCACUUUGCGUAUCCUUGUUGACAUUAAAGUCUCCGCAACGGAGAUGGUGUUUCGUCCUCGCCUUAUAUACGCCCAGUCGCUGCUACAAAAUGCCAGCGACCUCCUCACCGACUUCGAUGCCUCCUCCCACGAACUAACUCAGGGCCUACACCAGCAAACCCAUUACAUUGGUUAUCGCAAUGCCUUGCUUAGAGAGGAUUCGGCCUACUGGUUAAGGGGCUGCUUCUACAAGAUGAUUCCCCUGAUGAAUUGA
Messenger RNA from Dibothriocephalus latus, 423 nucleotides. The record is from the annotation of a GenBank genome assembly. Lineage: Eukaryota; Metazoa; Platyhelminthes; Cestoda; Diphyllobothriidea; Diphyllobothriidae.